Molecule: messenger RNA, 1097 nt
Organism: Diversispora eburnea
Lineage: Eukaryota; Fungi; Glomeromycota; Glomeromycetes; Diversisporales; Diversisporaceae
Source: the annotation of a GenBank genome assembly
AUACUACAAAUACUCAACCUACUAUAACUCUUCGAAGGGGUAGGAGUAAAGGAAAGAUUAAUGUAACAAGCGAAACACCUACCAACAUCAAUUCUGAAACAAAUAAUGCCACCACUUCUAAUUCUAACGGAACCAAUGUAGAUGCUACAAAUAUUCAACCUAUUGUAACUCUUCGAAGGGGUAGGAGUAAAGGAAAGAUUAAUGUAACAAGCGAAACACCUACCAACAUCAAUUCUGAAACGAAUAAUGCCAAUACUUCUAAUUCUAACGGAACCAAUGCAGAUACUACAAAUAUUCAACCUACUACAACCCUUCGAAGGGGUGGGAGAAAAGGAAAGAUUAACGUAACAAAUGAAACACCUGCCAACAUCAAUUCUGAAGCUACAUCAACUGCAAAUCUUUCAACUGGUCAUAGUAUCAAGAGAAAAGUUGAAGAUAUCUCCAGUGAUAGUGAUAAUGAAAAAAAGGUUCAAACAUCUAGAAGGAAGAAGGCCAAGGGAAUCACUGAUGUAAUAGCCGAAGGCUCAUCAACUGGAAGAAAUGCAGUUGAUAAUGGAGAAGGUUCAUCAACUUCUUCUAACUCUAAUAGAACCAAUGUAGAUACUACUAAUACUCAGCCCACUGCGACCCUUCGAAGGGGCGGGAGCAAAGGAAAGACUAAAGUAACAAGUGAAACUCCUACCAACAUCAAUUCUGAAACAAAUAAUGCAGGCACUUCCAACUCUAAUAGAACCAAUGUAGAUACUACAAAUACUCAACCUACUAUAACUCUUCAAAGGGGUAGGAGUAAAGGAAAGACUAAAGUAACAAGCGAAACACCUACCAACAUCAAUUCUGAAGCAAUUAAUGUCGGCACUUCUAAUUCUAACGGAACCAAUGUAGAUACUACAAAUACUCAGUCCACUACAAGCCUUCGAAGGGGAGAGAUUAAUGUAACAAAUGAAACACCUGCCAACAUCAAUUCUGAAGCUGCAUCAACUACAAACCUUUCAACUGGUCAUAGUGUCAAGAGAAAAGUUGGAGAUAUCUCCAGUGAUAGUGAUAAUGAAAAAAAGGUCCAAACAUCUAGAAGGAAGAAGGCCAAGGGAAUCACUAAU